GGCAAAAUCGAGCUCGAACUGUAUAACGACCAUGCUCCGAAAACUUGUCGGAACUUCGAGGGCUUGGUUAACCGGGGUUACUACAACAGCUGUAUUGUGAGCCCAGCCGCUAUCCCUCCCCCAGUGCCAGAAAUUGAUAUCCCGAGUACAGUUCCACCGAAUAAUCCCAGAUUUCAUGAUUCAAGGAGGUGAUCCAACUGGGACAGGGCGGGGUGGUUCUUCAAUUUAUGGCGGAAAGUUUGAAGAGUGAAGUGCACCAGCGAUCUCCCUAAUUAUGCAUCCACGCCCGCUAACGAAAUCACAGUGAGAUUCACAAAGACCUUAAACACACGGGUGCCGGUAUUCUUUCCAUGGCCAAUUCAGGCAGAGAUACUAAUGGAUCCCAAUUGUGCGCUCAGAUCUUGGAUUAAUGGAUGGAGUGAAGGCUAAUCCUCGGCAGCUUCAUCACACUCGCACCUACGCCAUGGCUAGAUGGGGCGCAUACCAUAUUCGGACGUGUUUCAGCAGGAAUGAGAAUUGUGCAGAGGAUGGGAAUGGUCCAAAGGGAUAGGGAAGAUAGGCCAGUUAAAGAUGUGUCCAUUAUCAAGGCUCGCAUCAUAGAGGGAGGCGAGGAGGAGGAGGAGGAAUGA
Molecule: messenger RNA, 629 nt
Organism: Tuber aestivum (summer truffle)
Lineage: Eukaryota; Fungi; Ascomycota; Pezizomycetes; Pezizales; Tuberaceae
Source: the annotation of a GenBank genome assembly